Drosophila subobscura is the source of this 467-nucleotide messenger RNA. RefSeq lists its product as uncharacterized. The record is from RefSeq and is a predicted model, not a curated record. Lineage: Eukaryota; Metazoa; Arthropoda; Insecta; Diptera; Drosophilidae. The coding region runs from base 132 to 461 and encodes 109 amino acids. The transcript has 2 exons.
UUCGUGAAGUUUCAGUUCAGUUUUCCAUUUCAACAAAAAAAUUAUGUGUUCUAAAUUUUGUUUGUGUUUUUGAUAUUUCCGUUCAUUUUUCGCAAGUCUAAUUUGCGGUUUUGCCAUUUUCCUAAUUCCUAAUGUCUGAAGAUCAGCCAACUGGUGAAGGUUCACAACAGCUCCUGGAGGAAGUUCAACAACAGCCCUCAAAUUCUGAUGCGAGGGGAGGUUCCGAUGCUGAUGUCCAGCCAUCAUCAACAGGCGAGAGUCUGGGACCAUCCCAGACUGCCAGCAAGCAAAAUAUGGAAGAUUCAAAACCAAAACCGCCGGAAAAGCAAAACCCAGAUAAAGACAAAGAGAAAAAGCCCAGUGACGCUGGAAACUAUUGGGAACUGGGUCGAGGGAUCAUAUUCUUUUGCGUUGGAAGCAUUAUCACCUACAAUCUGACGGGCAUAUUUAUUGUGAUUUAAACACUU